Myiozetetes cayanensis is the source of this 1711-nucleotide messenger RNA. It is a transcript of the gene TMEM39B, whose product is annotated as transmembrane protein 39B. Gene Ontology annotation, cellular component: membrane. The transcript has 9 exons. The coding region runs from base 91 to 1560 and encodes 489 amino acids. The record is from RefSeq and is a predicted model, not a curated record. NCBI's taxonomy places the organism in Eukaryota, Metazoa, Chordata, Aves, Passeriformes, Tyrannidae.
UGCGGCCGGCGCAGGCGGAGCGGCGGCGGCGAUGGUGGUGGGGCCUGGAGCAAUCCCGAUCCUGCAGUGAGCAGCUCCCACAGCCCGGGAAUGGCCGGGGGCCGGCGGGGUCCCAACAGAACCUCCUACUGCCGGAACCCGCUGUGCGAGCCCGGAGCUGCCGGCGCCUCCGGACACUCCUCGGGCUCCUCCGUCACCGGCGUGCGCUCCCGGACCAGGAGUGGCUCAGGUACAGGCCUUUCCAGCCCCCCUUUGGCUGCACAGACAGUGGUCCCCCUGAGGCACUGUAAGAUCCCAGAGCUGCCUGUGGAGAGGAGUGUCCUGUUUGAGCUCCAGCUCUUCUUCUGCCACCUCGUCGCUCUCUUUGUCCACUACAUCAACAUCUACAAGACGGUGUGGUGGUAUCCACCCUCCCACCCUCCCUCCCACACGUCACUGAACUUUCACCUCAUCGACUUCAACGUGCUGACGGUGACAACCAUCGUCCUGGCCCGGCGGCUCAUCAGUGCUAUUGUGAAGGAGGCUUCCCAGAGUGGCAAAGUGUCCCUGCCACGCUCCGUGUUCCUGGUGGUCACUCGGUUUGCCGUCCUCACCGGCACGGGCUGGAGCCUGUGCCGAUCCAUCAUCCACCUCUUCAGAACCUACUCCUUCCUCAACCUCCUGUUCCUGUGCUACCCGUUCGGGAUGUACAUUCCCUUCCUCCAGCUGAACUGUGACCUGCGCAAGGCGGGGCUCUUCGCACAGGUGGCCAACAUCGGCCCCAGGGACACGGGCGAGGUGGGGGCGCGGGGCAGGGACUACCUGACGGUGCUGAAGGAGACGUGGAAGCAGCACACGCGGCAGAUGUACGGCAUGGAGGCCAUGCCCACCCACGCCUGCUGCCUGUCCCCGGACCUCAUCCGCAACGAGGUGGAGUACCUCAAAAUGGACUUCAACUGGCGCAUGAAGGAGGUGCUGGUGAGCUCCAUGCUCAGUGCCUACUACGUGGCCUUCGUGCCUGUCUGGUUUGUGAAGAACACUCAGUACUACGACAAACGCUGGUCCUGUGAGCUCUUCCUGCUGGUUUCCAUCAGCACCUCCGUGAUCCUGAUGCAGUACCUGCUCCCUGCCCGCUACUGUGACCUGCUCCACAAGGCUGCAGCACACCUGGGCUGCUGGCAGAAGGUGGACCCAGCCCUCUGCUCCAACGUGCUGCAGCAUCAGUGGACUGAGGAGUGCAUGUGGCCUCAGGGGGUGUUGGUGAAGCACAGCAAGAACGUGUACAAGGCCGUGGGGCACUACAACGUGGCCGUGCCCUCCGACGUCUCGCACUUCAGAUUCCACUUCUUUUUCAGCAAACCACUGAGGAUCCUCAACAUCCUGAUCCUGCUGGAAGGAGCCGUCAUCUUCUACCAGCUUUACUCGCUGAUUUCUUCGGAGAAGUGGCACCAGACCAUCUCUCUGGCUCUGAUCCUCUUCAGCAAUUACUACGCCUUCUUCAAGCUGCUGCGUGACCGUCUGGUGCUGGGCAAAGCCUACUCAUAUGCUGCCAGCAGGGACUCAGAGCAGAAGUUAAAUUAAAACAAUUGCACUGAUGCUCAGCUUGUUACAGAACAAACAAAACAAGAAACCCUCAGAGCUUUGUAUUUUUGUUACCACUGCUUUUUUUUUUUCUUUGAUAACUGAUGUAAUUAAAAGGAAAAAAAAAAACGUAUUUUUUUACUCCCAACAA